Manihot esculenta (cassava) is the source of this 1217-nucleotide messenger RNA. Its product is annotated as trihelix transcription factor ASR3. The coding region runs from base 145 to 1119 and encodes 324 amino acids. The transcript is spliced from 3 exons. NCBI's taxonomy places the organism in Eukaryota, Viridiplantae, Streptophyta, Magnoliopsida, Malpighiales, Euphorbiaceae. The record is from RefSeq and is a predicted model, not a curated record.
AUCCAAAGUACGAUGGGCCGAAUUUAGCAGGCAUGGUUGGUGGCGGGUACUGAGGAGCAAGGUGCAAAGACCAAGUCUAGGACUAUAAAACAGCAUAAAUGGGGAUCACCCAGAAGGUAGAAUUGCGUGUUUCUCUCAAACCAGAUGGAAGCGACAGAAGCUACCAACGAGUUUCAAAAGAAAGGCACGAAGCGUAAGAAGGGAGUGGAAGAUAGUAGUAAGAAAUCAUGCGAUGCGGGUGCUCCCCGUACUACGCGUUCUCAGGUAGCCCCAGACUGGACCACUAAGGAAGCACUCAUUCUUGUUAACGAGAUUGCUGCUGUUGAAGGAGAUUGUUUAAGAGUUCUGUCUUCCUACCAGAAAUGGAAAAUUAUAGUGGAAAAUUGUACUGUGUUGGAUGUACCACGCACUGCUAAUCAGUGUAGGAGCAAGUGGAAUUCCUUGCUGGCUGAGUACAACCAGAUCAAACAAUGGGAUUCCAAGUCCAAGACCGAUUCUUAUUGCUUUUUGGGUUGUGAAAAGAGAAAACAAUUAGGACUUCCAGAGAAUUUUGAUGAGGAGCUCUUCAAAGCUAUUGACGAUUAUGUAAGGGCACAGAAGAACUGCCCCGAUACUGAUCCAGAUACUGAUACGGAAGCACAGGCUGACCUGCUUGGUGUAAUCGCAAAACUUGGGUCCAAAAAAAAACUUAGAACCCUACUGGGAGAAAAGCCUCAGAAUUGCUGCAGAAAGGAACCACAUCUGGAAGUCCAUACUGAAGAGGAGCCUCAGAAUAGUUUGAAGGAAGAAAAUCCUCAGAUGUGCUGUGAAAAGGAAAAGCCUCAGAAUAUCCAUGCAGAAGAGAUGCCUCAGAAGACUCUUAUGGAAGAGAAGCCUAAAAAUGACUACAUGCAAAAAAAGAAGAUGACUGCUGCAGAAGAAAUGGAGCAUAUGAUGGUGGAGAGGCUGCGAGAGAAUGCAGAAUUGAUUCAUGCUAUGGUUCAAACCAACCUUCCUGAGGUAGCAGACUUUGGGGCCACAGAUUUUGUAAGAGGUCAAGGGGACAAGAUUAUUGCUCGCCUUGGAGAUAUUGUAAACAUCCUUAACCAAUAUCCUCACCUUGCCCAAGCAAGUGACUAGCUGCUGAAUCUCGUUAAAUUUAGCUUUCACAGUACUGGUGGGCUUUUGUAGCUAUCUUGACUAGAACUAAUGGAAUUAACUGUUGCUGUCUAGCUCUA